Racocetra persica is the source of this 135-nucleotide messenger RNA. The record is from the annotation of a GenBank genome assembly. NCBI's taxonomy places the organism in Eukaryota, Fungi, Glomeromycota, Glomeromycetes, Diversisporales, Gigasporaceae.
AAACUGACCAAACUCAGUCUGAAAUGAACCUUAUCGAUGAUACUCCAAUAGAGAACUUCCUUAGAGAACCAGAAAGUAGUGGCCAGUAUUUACUAAGUGAUUAUGAUCCUAAUGAAGAAAUAGAUAUAUUUAGCG